Molecule: messenger RNA, 1572 nt
Organism: Penicillium samsonianum
Lineage: Eukaryota; Fungi; Ascomycota; Eurotiomycetes; Eurotiales; Aspergillaceae
Product: phosphotransferase family protein
Exons: 1
Coding region: 1-1572 (523 amino acids)
Source: RefSeq, a predicted model, not a curated record
AUGGGGCAUCUUUCACGGUCUCUUUCCGAACAUCUUCAGGGAAUCGCUGGGGCAAUUGCUUCAUUCUCAUCGUCAAUCUUGGAUCAUGUCACACUGAAACGACGUGGAAAUGAGGAUUCUGACGAGGACGAUGAUGACUUCGAUUCCAUCGAUAUAGAUCCAUGCGAAGCAGUGUUGGAAAGGGUGAAAGUGAAGCGUAUCGGUAAAUACGUGGAAGCUAUUCGCGCGAAGACUCAACCAAGCGAUAAGAAGAACAUUCCUGUUGUUGAGGUUGGGUCUCCUUCAUGUAGUUGGGAUCAGGUUUGCUAUAAGGUGAAGUUGGCCGACGGGGUUAGCUGGAUCCUCAAAGUCCCUGCUAUUGGAACGCCUGAUCAAUUCGACGAGGACGAUGCCGAAGCCCUUCGCUCGGAAGCAUUGACAAUGAUCAUGUUGCGCCGUGAGACAACAAUUACAAUCCCCGAAGUCUUUUCAUACAACAAUACAUGCAAAAACAAGCUGAAAGUUCCCUUCAUUCUGAUGGAGUUCAUUGACGGUCGGCAUUUGGAAGAUGUUUGGCAUGACCGGGAAUCCCCAAAAGAGGUUGUUCAGGCUCGGCGCACACGCUGUCUGCAGGAUAUUGCUUCUGCCUAUCUCCAGCUUGGAAAGUACACAUUCAACGAAAGUACACCUUUGAGAUUUGACGACCAAGAUCGCCUUAUCGGUGCUGUGCCAGUAAACAACGACCCAUUCUCGGGCCUCAGGGAGGCUUACACUUCUCGUCUGGAUCGGUGGGUUAAAGGGAAGAAUGAGUUUGAUGGAGGGCUGCUAAAGCUUCUUCGGAUGUUUGCCGACUGGACUCCAGAGUCAAGUUCCGGAAAAUCUUUCGUUUUGACGCAUCCAAACCCAAAUAUCUUUAACUUCCUUGUUUCAGACGAUGGCUCUGUGCGGGCAAUCCUCGAUUGGCACGGCGCAGAAGCCGAGCCGCCGAGUAUAGGGAAUGAGAUAUAUCCCCUAUGGCUGAUGCGCGAUUGGGAUCCGACUGUGUACAUUUGGAACGAAGAGAUGGAACAGGGAAUCCAUGACGAAAACUAUGUUUGGGAAGACUCACCGGACACGCUGGAGUUCUAUCGAAAUGUCUAUGCGAAAUGUAUCGCAAAUCUGCAACCAGAAAGCGACAACGCCAAAGUGACCCGCAAUUCCCCUCUCUUUCAACAUUUGAUGAUGGCAAUGGGAGGAUCGAUGUUUAGCUUAGGCAUUACCAGAAAGAUCUUUCUCGAAGUUAUGAAGCGAGUGGAGAAGAACGUGGAUGAUAACACCUGGCCAUUCAAACCAUCCAACAACGAUAAAAAGGACGACAAGGACAGCAAAAAUCAUAGUUCUUCCAAGGAGGAAGAUGCGACUGGCUAUCACAAUUCACCGAACGAGACAGAGGACCAAGCAGAACAUGGAGGUAUCGAAGCGGACAUUGAUGGAGAAGAUGAAAACGAACUUAUUGAUAUUUAUGAGUUCGUCAAGGCUUUGGACAAAGAUGGUCUAUGUGAGCAUCGACAAAAGCUUCUCAAGGCCGGAUUUGAUGCUUUAUUUAUUCGUUAA